Molecule: messenger RNA, 6049 nt
Organism: Cololabis saira (Pacific saury)
Lineage: Eukaryota; Metazoa; Chordata; Actinopteri; Beloniformes; Belonidae
Gene: osbpl8
Product: oxysterol binding protein-like 8
Exons: 24
Coding region: 255-3041 (928 amino acids)
Cellular component (GO): intracellular membrane-bounded organelle; cytosol; membrane
Molecular function (GO): cholesterol binding
Source: RefSeq, a predicted model, not a curated record
ACAGGACAGGAGAGACCAGGGCGGAGUUGGUCCAGAGGAGCUGUAACCCUCUCAGACCCAGAACCCCGGGAGAAGAGAUGAUGAUGGUCGCUGGUAACGUUAGUAAACACUAACCAGCUAGCGGCUAACACGCUCCCCGGGACUACAACACUGUUUACUACCAGGCUGGUUAAACCUCCCCUGUGAGGCGAUCAGACCACCAACAAGAGCAGAGCCAUGCAGCGUGGAGAAGCCUGACUCCGGCCUCUACCACCAUGGAGUCCUCUUCUGAGUCCCAGCAGGAGCCAGACAAAACUUUGCCCCAUGCAGAGUCCAGAAAGCAUCAUGCCACCUCCGCGGUCGUAGCGAGCGGGGAUGAUACCGUCCUUCUGACCCCCGGCAGCAUGAGCCAGAGGCCGGUGAAGGAGAGGGACAAGGAGAAGGAGAGAGAGAAGGAGAAGGAGAGGGAGAAGGAGAAGGAGGCAGGUCUCCUAACACCCAGCAGGGAGCACGUGGCCACCCCCUCCGGCCUCAGCCCAGGGGUCAGCUACUGCCAUGGUUUCGAGAGAGGGAAGGAGGACCUGUUGUCUCUGCCUUUGAAAGAGGACUCCAACUCCAUUUCUAAAAGCAAGUCGGAGACGAAGCUGUACAAUGGCUCAGACAGGGAUGUGUCAGCGUCUGGAGGAAAGCUCACCAAAAAAGAGUCGCUCAAGGUGCAGAAGAAGAACUACAGGGAAGAGAAGAAACGGGCCACUAAGGAGCUGCUCAGCACCAUCACGGACCCCUCGGGCAUCGUCAUGGCCGACUGGCUAAAGAUCCGUGGCAGUCUAAAGAGCUGGACCAAGCUGUGGUGUGUGCUGAAGCCAGGCGUCCUUCUCAUCUACAAAACCCACAAAAACGGCCAGUGGGUGGGGACGGUGCUGCUCAACGCCUGCGAGCUGAUCGAGAGGCCCUCCAAGAAAGAUGGCUUCUGCUUCAAGCUCUUCCACCCCCUGGAACAGUCAAUCUGGGCUGUCAAGGGUCCUAAAGGAGAAGCUGUGGGUUCCAUCACGCAGCCGUUACCCAGCAGCCACCUCAUCUUCCGCGCCGCCUCUGAGUCUGAUGGCCGGUGCUGGAUGGACGCCCUGGAGUUGGCCCUGAAGUGCUCCGGCCUGCUGAAGAGGACCAUGAUCCGGGAGGGGAAGGAGGACAUGAGCACCGUGUCCACCAGUGGAGAGCAUUCUAUUAACUUCUACAGUCUCCUCCGAGCUCACAACAUGCACGGGUUCCAGUUCAAUGACAGUGACCAUUUGAAAGACCCAGACCUGUACUCAGACAAAUCUGACCGGGAAGGAGAGCAGGACCACGAGGAGUCGGACCCAGAAGGCCUGGAGAAGAGCGAGGAGAGCGACAGCGACACGUCGGAGCGCCAGGACGACUCGUACGUGGACAUGGACCCCAACGAACAUCUGAGGGAAACCUCGUACAUGGAGCAGUCCCACGAGGAGCUGGGGGAGGCCGGCGAGGCGGCUCAGACAGAGACGGUGUCUGAGGAGAAUAAGUCUCUGAUCUGGACGCUGCUGAAGCAGGUCCGACCCGGCAUGGAUCUGUCCAAGGUUGUACUGCCUACUUUCAUCCUGGAGCCGCGCUCCUUCCUGGACAAGCUGUCGGACUAUUACUACCACGCAGACUUCCUGUCAGAAGCGGCAGUGGAGGAGAACGCCUACAACCGCAUGAAGAAAGUGGUGAAAUGGUACAUCUCUGGGUUUUACAAGAAGCCAAAGGGUCUGAAGAAGCCGUACAACCCCAUCAUCGGGGAGACGUUCCGCUGCAUGUGGCUCCACGAGAAGACCAACAGCAAGACCUUCUACAUGGCAGAGCAGGUGUCCCACCACCCGCCCGUCUCAGCCUUCUACGUCAGCAACAGGAAAGACGGCUUCUGCGUCAGCGGCAGCAUCCUGGCCAAGUCCAAGUUCUACGGAAACUCCCUGUCUGCAAUCCUAGACGGAGAGGGCCGGCUCACCUUCCUCAACAGAGGGGAGGACUACGUGAUGAAUAUGCCCUACGCUCACUGUAAAGGUAUCCUGUACGGAACCAUGACCCUGGAACUGGGCGGUCAGAUCACGAUAGCGUGUGAAAAGACGGGCUACAGCGCUCAGCUGGAAUUCAAACUGAAGCCGUUCCUGGGCAGCAGCGACUGCGUCAAUCAGUUCAACGGGAAGAUCAAGCUGGGAAAGGAAGUGCUGGCCACGCUGGAGGGACACUGGGACAGCGAGAUCUUCAUCAACGACAAGAAGACGGGGACGGUGGACACGUUCUGGAACCCCACCCCGGAGCUGAGGCAGGACCGGCUGACCCGCUGCACCGUCCCGCCCGACGAGCAGGGGGAGUUUGAGUCCGAGAGACUGUGGCAGCACGUGACCCGAGCCAUCAACAACAAGGACCAGACCGACGCCACCAACGAGAAGUUCCUCCUGGAAGAAGCUCAGAGGAAGUCGGCCCGCGAGCGCAAGGCCAAGUGUGAGGAGUGGAACCCCGCCCUGUUUGAGCAGGACCCGGUCACCGGAGAGUGGCAUUACAAAUAUGCCGACACACGGCCCUGGGACCCGCUCAACGACCUGAUCCAGUUUGAGAAAGACGGCUGUAUCCAGACCAAGGUCCGACACCGCACCCCUAUGGUACGUUCUGGCAGUCUUAUUAGUCUGAGUAACCAGGGGCCGCGGAGGGACAAUUGCAAGUGCCAGGUAACGGUGCCAAAGAGGAAACACAAGAGCGACAAGCCCAAGAGCCCGGAGAGCGGCUGCUCCUCACCAGAACCGGACCGCCAGGACUCCUCGGGCAGCGAGCGACACAAAAGCAAACACAACAGUCGGUUGAGGAAAAAAGGUGCCGACCUCGGAGAACUCCAAAGUGCCAUUGAAUCCAUAAAGCAGACGCAGGAGGACAUUAACAGGAGCAUCGCUGUUCUGCGGAACCGUGCCGUCAGCCGGACGGAGGGAAGCUCCUUCCUCCGCCAGCGCGACUACGUCGUCAUCCUCUUCCUCAUCGUCCUUCAGGUUCUGAUCAACUACGUCUUCAAGUAGCAGCCAUAAGCCGGAGCGAGUGCGGCUGAAGUCGAGCCAUCGCGGCGCGGAGCACUUUGGCCCAUGGACUGGGACCUCUCAGGACGACGGUGUCCUCCACCUCUGUCCCUCUCUGUCUUUACUAAACCCUGUCCUCGUGUCCAGAGUGGGAGCCUCCACUCCACAGACUUUUUACAAACUCCUGUGUAUUUAGAAACCGGUCCAUUCCAAGUCUCGGGGGAGAUCCACAGAUUUCAAAGCAAGGCUGCGGCUGGAGGGGGGAUUUUGAUGCGACGACGCCUCGUCUGCCACCCGGGAGCUCGUUCAUUUGCCUUGAUCUUAGAGGCACAAGCAGCAGCCAUCUUUUUUAGCAGUUUCUUUUGUUUCUGUUGUGCUUUUUCUGACGGAGAGACGCUGCUCUGUUGAAUCACAUUUCACCUCAGAUGACAGGGAACCUUUGAAAACAGAAACAAGGAACACAACUCAGAAUGUAACACAGAUGUGUGCGAUGCAUUACAUUUUAAUGCUUUUUUUCUAACGUCUUGGUUCUUUGCUUUACAUGUCAUUUAUAAACAGAAGUCUGCUUGGAGAAACAAAAGGGAGAAAAAGUGGUCCAAUCAAUGUUAUAUAUAUAUAUAUAUAUAUAUAUAUAUUUUUUCUUUCUUUUUUUUAAUUCUUAUUAUUAAAUACUCUGAUAUGGGCGUUGGAUUCCAUGUGUGAACAUGUAAGAGAAGGAAAAAGGUAUAAAUGUCUCAGAAACAGAACAAAAGGCUAGAUUUUGGAGCAAUCUGCAAACCAGUAUGGUUCGGACUUCAGCCCUUUGUACAGUAUUUUAAGGCAGAAAUGCUUUUGAAAUUUCAAUCGUCUCGCCCCUGGCGCCGUGUUUAUGGGUUCCCCCUGUGAUCGGUCGGAUGCUUUCAUCAACAGCGGGCCACAAAGUCGCUUUCUCUCAGUUUUUUUCCUACAUUUCAGUGACCGCUCUCCUCCCGGCGUUCGGACUAAAUGAGCUGAUGGAUUUUGUCCAAGCAUUCCCAGCUGAUUUUUCUCUACUAGAAAAACACAAAAUCAGCCAAGGUUAUUGAGCUGUCUCAGGUCUUAGACCUAACUUAGUGUUCUCCUGGAAAUAUAUCUACUUUCCUUCCUGUCUACAGGCAUUUCAAAUCACCCAGCAGCCUCUGCAUAAACAGGAACCAGCUGCCUCUUCUGCACCUGAACGCAGCGCUGAAGUCCACUAAUGCACAUCUUGUGUCUUUGUUAUCAAGUCUCCACGACAACCACAGUCUAAAGAUGAUAUAUUGAAGUCUGACAAGGGUUUAAGUGUGGAGCAAUGUCUUUUUAUCACUGUGAAACUGCCGUCAACUUCAAGUAGUUGUUGUCAUACUUACUCAAUACGCAGAGGCAGAUCAAAUAAUCACACUUCUAACUUAUGGCAGGAGUGAAAAUAUACAUAUUUCCCAGAAUCCACCUGGUUUCUUACAGGUUUUCAUUGUGUGAGCAGAAUAGAGAAAAAAAAUGCUCCCCAGUUUUAACAGCAGACUCCAGAUCAGACCAGGGAGACGUCUGUCGACGGUCAGAGCAUCCGUCAGCUCUUCCAGUGCAUUUGAGCCUCCGAUUUUUAACCGGGAGAACUAGAAUAGUCACUUUAGUAAACUACUAGCGAGAGGACAUAGAUUUGUAGACUUUUUCCUACUGUAAUUGUGUUGAACCAUUCCAGGUGUAGAAGUAACAGCCGAACCCGGUGUGUUGACUAGCAGUCAGUCCUGAUCACUGUGUAAAUAUUCAUUGGGGGGGGGGCAGCUCCUCCAGAGUAGUGCACAUCCCCCCAACAUUAAGGUCUGCAGUAAAGACACUAGAUGUUUGCACAAAUCCCUCUCCUCCACGUUUGUGUCUAUCCACUAGAAACAUGUUGCAUAAGCAAACAUUCCCUCCAAACAGCCUCAAUAGUUCCCCGGGAGGAGUCUCCAAAAGUCUUGUGGGGAUCCGUCGUUCUUCCAAUUUGUUGCCUUCGUCUUUUAAGUCUCAAAAGUUGUGUGUGUGUGUUUUUUUUUUGUGGGCCUAAACACUCGAGUAUAAAUGAAACUACCUGCACAUGUCCAGCUUUAGAUGUCGCUUCAAAACUCAACAUUCAGAAUAAUUCUUUGAAAAUGUGGCCUUUGUUUAAGGACUGACGUGUUUAAGGACUGAUGUGUUCAAGGACUGAUGUGUUUAAACACUGAUGUGUUCAAGGACUGAUGUGUUCAAGGACUGAUGUGUUCAAGGACUGACGUCUUCAAGGACUGACGUCUUUAAGGACUGAUGUGUUCAAGGACUGACGUCUUUAAGGACUGAUGUGUUCAAGGACUGACGUCUUUAGGGACUGAUGUGUUUAAGGACUGAUGUGUUUAAGGACUGAUGUGUUUAAGGACUGACGUGUUUAAGGACUGAUGUGUUUAAGGACUGACGUCUUUAAGGACCGAUGUGUUUAAGGACUGAUGUGUUUAAGGACUGACGUGUUUAAGGGCCGAUGUGUUUAAGGACUGACGUCUUUAAGGACUGAUGUGUUUAAGGACUGACGUCUUCAAGGACUGACGUGUUUAAGGACUGAUGUGUUUAAGGACUGAUGUGUUUAAGGACUGACGUGUUUAAAGACCGACGUGUUUAAGGAUUGAUGUGUUUAAGGACUAAUGUGUUUAAGGACCGACGUGUUUAAGGAUUGAUGUGUUUAAGGACUAAUGUGUUUAAGGACCGACGUCUUUAAGGACUGAUGUGUUUAAGGACCGACGUCUUUAAGGACCGACGUGUUUAAGGACUGAUGUGUUUAAGGACCGAUGUGUUUAAGGACUGAUGUGUUUAAGGACUGACAUCUUUAAGGACUGAUGUGUUUAAGGACUGAUGUGUUUAAGGACCGACGUCUUUAAGGACUGAUGUGUUUAAGGACUGACGUGUUUAUGGACUGAUGUGUUCAAGGACUGACGUGUUUAUGGACUGACGUCUUUAAGGACUGAUGUGUUCAAGGACUGACGUCUUUAGGGACUGAUGUGUUCAAGGAC